AUGAUCUCCUCAGCGACCCUCUCGAUUUUCGGCGCGCUCGUCUUUGCCACAGGUGCUGCUGCACAAGCCACUGCCCCGCAGUACGGCCAAUGUGGUGGCCAAGGCUGGUCCGGCGCCACCGUUUGCCCCUCGGGGUGGGCGUGUACAGUGUCCAACCAGUACUACUCCCAGUGCCUCCCUGGCGCCGCCGCCCCAAGCAGCACGCCGGCCACACCGACCACCCCUUCCACCCCCGGCGGCGGUGGUUCGCCGACCUCUACCGCCAGUGCCCCAGGCAGCCUUCCCACUCUGGUUUCCGGUAACUCCUUCAUUCGUGCUGUGGAGGACCCCAACUUCCACCAGUACCUCCGCUCCGAGGUUGAGGGUACCGCGGGCGACGCCGUACUCGGCGACUACACCACCGCCGCGCAGUUCCAGAUCACCGGCGGCCAGCUCAUCCAGGAGGUCGCGGACGGCACGAAGCUGUAUGCUGUUGUCGAGGGCCGCUCCGACCCGUCCGUCAUGAAGCUCAAGAUGUCGUGGUCGACCGCGCCCGCGAGCGGCGCCAACGCCGGCACAUUCGUCUUCUCCGGCGACACCGUCGAGUGGUCCAUCCCGACCAUCCAGCGCCCGCAGACCAACGCCUGGCUCGUUUGCCCCGACGCCGAGGGCAACAAGGACGUAUACAUCAACCUGGGCAACUACGACUACAUGACUCCUGCUGGGUGCGCGGACGAGACGAUCCACGCGUACACUGGCGCUACGCCGACCCCGUGA
Trametes versicolor FP-101664 SS1 is the source of this 756-nucleotide messenger RNA. RefSeq lists its product as uncharacterized. Gene Ontology annotation, biological process: carbohydrate metabolic process. The transcript is spliced from 4 exons. Lineage: Eukaryota; Fungi; Basidiomycota; Agaricomycetes; Polyporales; Polyporaceae. The record is from RefSeq and is a predicted model, not a curated record. Gene Ontology annotation, molecular function: cellulose binding. The coding region runs from base 1 to 756 and encodes 251 amino acids. Gene Ontology annotation, cellular component: extracellular region.